AUGGGAAAGAUUAUCUUCUACGAGGACAGAAACUUUGGAGGCCGUUACUAUGAGUGCACAAGCGACUGCGCUGAUCUGCACUCCAUGUUUGACCACUGCCGCUCCAUCCGGGUGGAGAGCGGCAUGUUCAUGAUCUACGACCGACCGGGCUUCGUGGGGAACCAGUACUUCAUGAGGAGGGGAGAGUACUCAGACUACAUGGGCAUGACCGGCAUGAAUGACUGUGUCAAGUCCUGCCGCAUAAUCCCCUCGGUAAAUGGUCUCAGCUUCAGGAUGAGGCUGUAUGAGCACUUUGACAUGGGAGGCGAGAUGAUGGAGCUGGUGGACGACUGUCCCAACCUCAUGGACCGCUUCCGGCUCUUCAACUUCAACUCCUGUUAUGUGAUGGACGGCCACUGGCUGCUGUACGAGCAGCCCAACUACAGGGGGCGUCACUACUACCUGAGGCCUGGCCAGUACAGGAGCUUCAGUGAGUGGAGCGCCAUGAGCUCCAGGAUCGGCUCCAUCAGGCGUCUCAUGGAGCUCUAA
Melanotaenia boesemani (Boeseman's rainbowfish) is the source of this 528-nucleotide messenger RNA. RefSeq names its product gamma-crystallin S-1-like. The record is from RefSeq and is a predicted model, not a curated record. Gene Ontology annotation, biological process: lens development in camera-type eye; visual perception. NCBI's taxonomy places the organism in Eukaryota, Metazoa, Chordata, Actinopteri, Atheriniformes, Melanotaeniidae. The transcript has 4 exons. Gene Ontology annotation, molecular function: structural constituent of eye lens. Bases 1 to 528 code for a protein of 175 amino acids.